ACUUUUUCCAUCAAGAUGGUAAGAAGAAACAGUAGUUUUUGCAGUUUUUUAAUCUGUGGAAUCAUCUUUUGGAUGUUUGCGCAUGUAGAUGCCGGACGCUAUAAGCCAGCAAAUGAAGUCUUCAAUGUUUUAAGUUUUGGAGCUGUGGGUGAUGGCCAUAGAGAUGAUUCUCAGGCGUUCCUAAAGGCAUGGACCGCAGCAUGUCAAUCGCGGGAGGCGAAUCCAACAAUGAUCAUUCCAGGAGGAAGGACAUAUUUUCUAACUCCUUUGACAUUUAAAGGGCAUUGCAAGAGCGCGAAUAUUUUGGUCAAGGUUGAUGGGAACAUUGUUGCUCCAGAAUCUCCAGAUGCAUGGAACGGACUCGAUGCGCAUUUAUGGAUAUCAUUCACAGAAGUGAACGGACUUAUCGUAAGUGGUGGUGGUACCAUUGAUGGUCGCGGCAAGAGAUGGUGGGAUCAGUCGUGCCGAUACCAUCCUGGACCCGGAUGCACCAAAUUGGCGCCAAUGGUAUUGAGAUUUGUCAAAUGUAAUAACACACUUGUGAAGGACAUUCACGUGGUGAACAGUCCCCAAACUCAUGUACUUGUUAUGGGUGCCAACCUAUUCACUAUGCAAAACGUCAACAUUCACUCCCCCGCCGAUACUGCCAAUACCGACGGCGUUCACGUCCACAUAGCAGAGCAUGUCUUCAUCCACAAUUCAACCAUCGGCUCUGGUGAUGACUGCAUAUCCAUUGGAGAUCACAUUGAUGACAUUCACAUUGAUAACAUUAACUGCGGACCUGGUCAUGGUAUAAGCAUUGGAAGCUUGGGUAUAGACGGAGGAGAGGCAAAAGUGCAAAACAUCCGUGUUACGAAUUCCCGCUUCCGUGAAACUACCAACGGAAUACGGAUCAAGACAUAUCAAGGAGGGAAUGGAUAUGCCAAGGAUUUCCACUUUAAGAAUCUCAAUUUUGAUACUGUUUCCAACCCUAUAAUCAUCGAUCAAUAUUACUGCGCAGUGAGAGGUGCCUGCCCACCUCAGAAAACCGCUGUUCAAAUUAAGAAUGUGACGUACGAGCACUUCACAGGAACAUCAGCUACGCAAGCGGCAGUGGUUCUAAACUGCAGUCAAGCUGUUCCUUGCACAGAGCUAACAUUUAAUAGCAUACAAUUAACGCCUGCAAAACGGGGAGAAACUGUUAAGUCGGUUUGUAUCAACGCUCAUGGAGAAAAAGCCGGAUUGCUUCAGCCUAAUAUUCCAUGUCUGCUUAACUGAGAGAUAGCUACGAGGUGCAGAUUGCAGCACCUAGGAACAUAAUUGUUCGACUGAAAUACGAAAAUUUACUUAGUUGUAGGAAAUUUGAGUAAGCUGGCUCCCAGUAAUACUCUGCUUGAUCACGCCAGAGUUUAUUUUCAGGCUCCAUAUAAUAAGAUAGUCGAUCUAGAUAAUUGA
Papaver somniferum (opium poppy) is the source of this 1434-nucleotide messenger RNA. RefSeq names its product probable polygalacturonase At1g80170. The record is from RefSeq and is a predicted model, not a curated record. Gene Ontology annotation, biological process: carbohydrate metabolic process. Gene Ontology annotation, molecular function: polygalacturonase activity. NCBI's taxonomy places the organism in Eukaryota, Viridiplantae, Streptophyta, Magnoliopsida, Ranunculales, Papaveraceae. The coding region runs from base 16 to 1257 and encodes 413 amino acids. The transcript is spliced from 7 exons.